AUGGUGGUGGCGAUGCUGGCGGAGCGGAGCCGGCGAGGCUGCUCCGCCCGGGCCGGGAGGGGGGUUAUCGAUCAAACUUGGCGUGAGGCGGGCUGGCAGCCGCCCGCCGCUCCGCUCCGCUCGGCUCGGCCCGCCCGCCCGGCCCCGGCGCUGGCGUCUCCCGGCCGCGGCGGCGGCAGCAGCGCUCGGGGCUGCGGUCGGAGGGAGCUCAGCGGCCUCACGUGGGCCGGCCCCCGGGCUGCAGCUGGCCCCUUUAAAGCUGCAUCGCCUCGGUGUGUGUGUGUGUGUGUGUGUGAGAGAGAGAGAGUGCGGGGGGAGCCGAGCCGGAGCCGGGAGAGGAGGGCGGGGGGGUGCGAGGGGGAAUGCGGCCCGGGUCCUGCCCGCGCCCGGCGGCGGGGCAGGGCAGGGCAGGGCGGGGGAAGGCGGGCGCUGAAGGCGCCUCAGGGCCGGGGGCCCGAAGGCGGCAGGGGCGCCUCAGGGCCGGGACACGACGCGAGAGGCCCCCGUGAGGGCGGGGGCAGCCGGGGGCCGGCGGGCCUGCCCCUCGGCGGGCGGAGGAAGGCGCCCGAGGGGCGGGGGCGGCCGGGGCGAGGGCCGGCGCGGCGCUCCGCCGCCCCGCCUGAGGGGAGAGGGGCUGGCGUCGAGGCGGGAGCGUGGGGGCGGCCGGAGGGAGGGCUGGAAGGGGCCGCGGGGCAGCCGGCAAGGAGCGAGGAGGGACGAUGCACUUUUCCCGGAGGGGCUGCCUGCCCUGGCCCCGAGUUAUCCCCGUCCCUGCUCCGGUGCUAACGCCUGAGGGGGGAGGCUCCCGCACUCCUCCGCCCACGGUGCCAUGAAGUCAAGACAGACAAGGACGAGUUUAUCCCGCACAAGGGAAUAUUAGGUCCUCCCCAACCUCCUCUAAAGGACGGAAAUCCAACAAAGUCGCCCUGUUUCAUCCCUUAUGCUGGGAAAAGACGGACAGGGAACAUCUCUGUCAGAAGCUGCGUCGCUCCAGCACAGAGCACAAAGCGUGGCCUACCCCGUGGCCGCAGGGCAGCAGGCAGGCGCGUGUUGGACGUCCUGUGCACCGCUCAGCUACCCACCUCUUGGCUGAGCACCGAUCUCGAUACGCCCCUGGCCUGCACAUUCGUAGGGAGCUACUGUGCUUCUGCUCGAAGCUUGGUUCUCCGAGGGCUCCGUCUCCUUGACACCUCGCUAUAUGAAUCCUGCAGCUCUUUUCACUGCUUCGAGGCUCACAAAACUGCAGAAAAUGGAGACAGAAAAGAG
This is a messenger RNA of Aquila chrysaetos chrysaetos, 1266 nucleotides long. Its product is annotated as collagen alpha-2(I) chain-like. Lineage: Eukaryota; Metazoa; Chordata; Aves; Accipitriformes; Accipitridae. Bases 1 to 786 code for a protein of 261 amino acids. The record is from RefSeq and is a predicted model, not a curated record. The transcript is spliced from 3 exons.